Moneuplotes crassus is the source of this 940-nucleotide messenger RNA. NCBI's taxonomy places the organism in Eukaryota, Ciliophora, Spirotrichea, Euplotida, Euplotidae. The record is from the annotation of a GenBank genome assembly.
CUCCUUAUAGAUAUAACUGCGAAUGGCAUGCUCAGAGUCAUGAGACUCUACUUGUGUUAUUUGAAAAAGCUCAGUUCUUAAAUUUAUUCGAGUGUCACCACGAAUUUCUUUAUUUAAGAAUUAUUCAAAAGCCAUCUUCGUGUUUUGUGGUAAACUCAUAUUUCCAAAGCCUCACAGUAGAAGAUACUUUCUGAAAGUCUUCAAGAAGUAGGACCUAUCCAUUUGGUAGAAUUCUUGCUCUGAGACACUUCGUGGGCUAUGAGCUAGAUAAUUUAAAUACCAACAAAGCAUGGAGUUCUUAUAUUAGCGAUCCUUUUUGGAGCCAAACACUUCCAGCUUUUGCAACAAGCUGCUGACUUAUAGAUGUCAGAUUGGUGCUGUAGUGACUGAUACGGAGUCAGUUCUGCCUCCAUCCUGCAGACGAGUCUAGCUUUUAUCUUGGUGUACAAGUUGAUAGGUCAUUUCUAUGACAAAAUUUAGCAUGCUUAAAUAUCUUGCAGGAUCCAUAAAUUUAGGAUUACGCUAUUUCUGUGUUCUCUGUUGAUGUAUGUUGACGAGAAGAGCUCUCUCUAUUGAUUAGCUGGAAUGAAGACUUGAGAAUUAUGUCAAAGUAUUAUGUCAAGGCUGUAUGAGACUGAUUGGCAACAAUUUGUAAGCCUAAUUCAUCAACAAAUUUGCAUUUCCUAGGGUUCUAACUGUGCAAUAUUUAGAUCUGAUGAUUUAAUGAGAUCAGACAUCUUACUCAUCUUUAGAAAUAAACUAGUCUUGAAAAUGACAAGUUUAAAUUAAGCUCAGAGUAUUAUUUUUCCCUAAUAAAGUCUAGUUUGUGAUCAGAAAGGUUAUGAAUUCCAUGGAAAUCUCCCAACCCCACUUUAAAGCAAUCUAGCUCUUGUUGGUAUGUAUUGUAACUGUAUUCUAUUGAGAAUUACUAUGAAAGCUC